Salvelinus fontinalis (brook trout) is the source of this 9900-nucleotide messenger RNA. RefSeq names its product coiled-coil domain-containing protein 120-like. Bases 4571 to 6409 code for a protein of 612 amino acids. NCBI's taxonomy places the organism in Eukaryota, Metazoa, Chordata, Actinopteri, Salmoniformes, Salmonidae. The record is from RefSeq and is a predicted model, not a curated record. The transcript is spliced from 11 exons.
GACUUCGACAGAAGUCUUGACAGAUAUUUUCAAUCUCAAUGAGCCCUUCCUGGUUAAAUAAAGGUUUAAUGAUAAUAAAAAUAAUAAUAAUCAAUGCUUGGAGUUUGUCAGAUUUUGUGGGUUUUUGUUUGUCCACCCACCUCUUGAGGAUUGGCCACAAGUUCUCAAUGAGAUUAAGGUCUGGGGAGUUUCCUGGCCAUGGACCUAAAAUAUUGAUGUUUUGUUCCCCGAGCCACUUAGUUAUCACUUUUGCCUUAUGGCAAGGUACUCCAUCAUGCUGGAAAAGGCAUUGUUCGUCACCAAGUUGUUCCUGGAUGGUUGGGAGAAGUUGCUCUCGGAGGAUGUGUUGGUACCAUUCUUUAUUCAUGGCUGUGUUCUUAGGCAAAAUUCUGAGUGAGCCCACUCCCUUGGCUGAGAAGCAACCCCACACAUGAAUGGUCUCAGGAUGCUUUACUGUUGGCAUGAUACAGGACUGAUGGUAGCGCUCACCUUGUCUUCUCCGGACAAGCUUUUUUCCAGAUGCCCUAAACAAUCGGAAUGGAGAUUCAUCAGAGAAAAUGACUUUACCCCAAUCCUCAGCAGUCCAAUCCCUGUAUCUUUUGCAGAAUAUCAGUCUGUCCCUGAUGUUUUUCCAGGAGAGAAGUGGCUUCUUUGCUGCCCUUCUUGUCACCAGGCUAUCCUCCAAAGUCUUCACCUCACUGUGCGUGCAGAUGCACUCACACCUGCCUGCUGUCAUUCCUGAGCAAGCUCUGUACUGGUGUUGCCCCGAUCCCGCAGCUGAAUCAACUUUAGGAGAUGGUCCUGGCGCUUGCUGGACUUUCUUGGGCGCCCUGAAGCCAUCUUCACAACAAUUGAACCGCUCUCCUUGAAGUUCUUGAUUAUCCGAUAAAUGGUUGAUUUAGGUGCAAUCUUACUGGCAGCAAUAUCCUUGCCUGUGAAGCCCUUUUUGUGCAAAGCAAUGAUGACGGCACCUGUUUUCUCAAAGAACAAUGAUUCCAAGCACCACCCUCCUUUUGAAGCUUCCAGUCUGUUAUUCGAACGCAAUCAGCAUGACAGCGUGAUCUCCAGCCUUGUCCUCGUCAACACUCACACCUGUGUUAACGAGAGAAUCACUGACAUGAUGUCAGCUGGUCCUUUUGUGGCAGGGCUGAAAUGCAGUGGAAUAUUUUUUGGGGGGGUUUCAGUUCAUUUGCAUGGCAAAGAGGGACUUUGCAAUCAAUUGCAAUUCAUUUGAUCACUCUUCAUAACAUUCUGGAGUAUAUGCAAAUUGCCAUCAUACAAACUGAGGCAGCAGAUUUUGUGAAAAUUAAUAUUUGUGUCAUUCUCAAAACUUGUCAAAACUUGCCACGACUGCACACUCUUAAAAGAAAGUGCCAUCUAGAACCUAAAAGGGUUCUACCUGGAACCAAAAAUGGUUCUACUUGGAACCAAAAAGGAUUAUCCUAUGCCAUGGGGACAGUCGAAGAACCCUUUUGGAGACCUUUUUUCUAAGAGUGUACUUAAAACAUUACGAGUUUUAGUGCACCAAUAUAGCUUUUUUUGACUUCACGUCUUUGUGAUCUUCAUCGUUUUGGCAUUAGAUUAGGAAAUAAUGAUAUUGUUGUGAUAGAAGGAGAACAGCUAGCCAGAACAAGUAUAGGCCUACUUUCCCUUGGAGUGCCUUGAAUAAACAAUCAAUAUCAAUUUACACUAUUUAUACAAAAGUAUGUGGACACCCCUAUAAAUUAGUGGAUUCGGCUAUUUCAGCCACACCCGUUGCUGACAGUUGUAUAAAAUCUAGCACACAGCCAUGCAAUCUCCAUAAACAAACAUUGUCAGUAGAAUGGCCUUACUGAAGAUCUCAGUGACUUUCAACGUGGCACCUUCAUAGGAUUCCACCUUUCCAACAAAAUUCUGCCCUGCUAGAGCUGCCCCGGUCAACUGUAAGUGCUGUUAUUGUGAAGUGGAAAGGUCUAGGAGCAACAACGGCUCAGACGCGAAGUGGUAGGCCACACAAGCUCACAGAAUGGGACCGUCGAGUGCUGAAGCACAGAGCGUAUAAAAAUUGUCUGUCCUCAGUUGCAACACUCACUACCGAGUUCCAAACUGCCUCUGGAAGCAAUGUUAGCACAAUUACUGUUUGUCAGGAGCGUCAUGAAAUGGGUUUCCAUGGCUGAGCAGCCGCACACAAGCCUAAGAUCACCAUGCGCAAUACCAAGCGUCGGGUGGAAUGGUGUAAAGCUCGCCACCAUUGGACUCUCGAGCAGUGGAAACGCGUUCUCUGGAGGGAUGCUUCAACAUCUGGCAGUCCGACGGACGAAUCUGGGUUUGGCAGAUUCCAGGAAAACUACCUGCCCCAAUGCAUAGUGCCAACUGUAAAGUUUGGCAGAGAAGGAAAAAUAUCCUGGGGCUGUUAUUCAUGGUUUGGGAUAGGGCCCUUAGUUCCAGUGAAGGGAAAUCUUAACGCUACAGCAUACAGUGACAUUCUAGACGAUUCUGUGCUCCCAACUUUGUGGCAACAGUUUGGGGAAGGCCCCUACCUGUUUCAGCAUGCCAAUGCCCUCUUGCAUAAAGCGAAGUCCAUACAGAAAUGGUUUGUCGAGAUCGGUGUGGAAGACCUGGCUUGCACAAAGGCCUGACUUCAACCCUAUUGAACACCUUUGGGAUCAAUUGGAAUACCGACUGCAAGCCAGGCCUAAUCGCCAAACAUUAGUGCCCGACCUCACUAAUGCUCUUGUGGCUGAAUGGAAGCAAGUCCCCGUAGCAAUGUUCCAACAUCUAGUGGAAAGCCUUCCCAGAAGAGUAGAGGCUGUUAUAGCAGUAAAGGGGGUACCAACUCCAAAUUAAUGCCCAUGAUUUUGGAAUGAGAUGUUCGACAAGCAGGUGUCCACAUACUUUUGGUCAUGUCGUGUAUCUCUUGCAAACGCAACAGGAAUCAGGGACGUUUAGAGGGGUACGCAAAUGAAAAUGACAAUAAAAUGAACUAAACGGAAAACAUAUUCUCGGCCAAAAUGCAUAUGGUAAGAUAUGCAUUUCAAACUCUGCAUUUUCAAUUGAAGUUCCUUCCCAGGUGUGGACAUUUCCUGUUAUAUUGUUAACUUUCUAUCCCCCACCCCUUGUGUUAUGCUAAUGGUUUAGUCUCCAUAACUGUCCUCCAGGAAUACUGCAUACUUACUAUACUAUUAUUAUCGGAAGUCAAGUCAGGAAAGUUACACAAAUGAACAUAGAGAAAAUGUGGCAGAGCUACAGAAGAGAGCAGGUAAAUUCAAUAUAUAUUUUUGAUACAGCUUACUUAUGAGAGAGAUUUCUUCUAAAACAAAAAGGUUGCGGGUCCGUUUAAAAAAAUACAAUUGGUUAGUUAUUAUUAAAUUCUGAUGCUGAGUAUAUAUAUUUAUGGUAUAUCUGUUGAGGUGAGUUUGUGUGUCAUUUGACAGUUCAUGACAGGAGCAGGCAGCAGCUGUGUAAACAAUGGUUGUAGCCACCACCAGGAUUGAGUGUGUCACCGAUGGUAUAUCUGCACUGGAGCCGAGGACACAUUUCAGCUGCUCUUCUUUGAGUCUCUGCUAGUAGCAUCAAAAUCAUAAUGGUAUCAAAGCAUUGGGUUCCUGUAAAUCAGAAACAAUUUCAAUUUGGCAAAGAUAUAGUAGCCCACAUCACAGUAUUCAAAGUAGUAUGCACAAAAAUAUGCAAAUGAAUACGUAUUUGGACAAUCCAUGCUACAGAAGAAAGCCAUUUUAGUAUCUUUAAAUGGGCUGGAAUGACGCAUUGUUUACUGAGCUGUGAUGGAUUUUUGCACUGCCCUGCAGGGGUGGGGCUAUACGGCCUGUGAAUAUUAUCAUAUAAUAGGCUAAGCUUGUAAAGAUAUGUGGUGUUGUGAGGGUGGACAUAGUAGAACAGAAAGAGAGGCCUGCCCUGCAGCAUUGACUAUGCGCCCCCCCCUGGACUUGAAUAUUAAACUCCUGGCUGAUUUACAUUUUGCAUGCGUGUGAUUCGAGCUGCACAGGGGCUGCCUGCCUGCGCUCACAGCUCAUGUUUUAAUCAGUGUGUUUCUCUCCACAGCUCAUCUGUAUCACGAUAACCAUUGUCUCACUCCUAGCAUAUUCUGGCUGGGUCUCCCAAGUGUCUAUCUCGUUCUUAUACUGUCAAUAGUCACUCCCUCUUGUUUCUCUGAUCAUCCCACUCAUCUCACUGUCUCUUACCUCAUUUGGUCUGACUGAUGAUUUUCCUCUAAACCUUCUUUCUUUCCCGUAGGAUUCACUCAGGAAUGUGAGUUUAGUGCUGAGUUAUUGGACCUGUGUCUCUGAACACAUCUGACCUCCAGAUGUGCCAGUAGUUACCUCUGACUCACACCAUGGGAUCAGCAGUCCUUUCAGGAUUUAGCAUUAGACACCUGAAAAGAGUCACAGAGGCUCCCCCCACUGGCGGUGGCUGGGAUCACUUUACUGUUUUUUACUAGUGGAAGACACACAUUCUUACUGGUUUAACAAAAAUAGAUGGCUAACCAAACUACUGGAGAACACAUGCUUGAAGUUGCUAGGUGAGGUUUUGAUUGGCUGAGGUUUGAGAAGCAAGACCUCACAAAUCAGACCACAUGGAGGUCAAAGGGCGCCUCAUCACAUCCAUGGGUGUGGGGGCUCCAGAUCAGGACAGCAAGCUGCAAGCUGAACGCAUCUCCGCACUGCAGGAGAGAAAGCAACUCCUGGAGGACCUCCUCAGCAGCCGAGUGGGAGAGCUGAGACAAGUGUGUCUGCUGGAGGCGGAGCUGACCGGGAAGGUCCCACAUGCUUUCCCCCUGGAGACAGGAGAGAGAGCUCCCGUUGUACAGCGCAGGGCUGGCCUACCACAUAACAACACCAAGGGAGAGGAUGAGACAGGUCAGCGAAGGCAGAUGAAAACUAUCUUCAGUGGUGCUCUAUACAGGCACUCAGAGUCAGACAGGAAUGUCCCAAACAGCAAGAGAACCGUUCACCGGGGAUGCCACACAGAGGACACGGUGAUGUCAGAGAGCACUAGCUCCAUGUCAGAUUCAACAUCCCAUGACAAUGAGGAGUCCUCUCCCAGUGUGGCAGCAGACCACCGCUCCAUGUCCCAGCCCCGUCUGUCCCUGGGCAGCCCAGACCACCAGGUCUGUAGGAAACUGUCCCCAGUGGAGAUAUACUAUGAAAUGAGGACGCGCCGUAACUCUGUGACCAGCUCCAUCAGCCCAAGUCAUUCUCUACCAAGGAGUACAUCUAAUGUUGAAGGCAGAAGUGUUCCUGCUACCCCCCUCAUCGCCCGGACUGCCCCAAUCAGUGUUCAUGUCAGAUCGGAUGGCUCUGGUGGGAUUGCACUAAAGCAGUGGUCUGGCAGCCUGGAUGUACCUCAUAUGGUGCCCUUAACCCAGGAAGGCUCCUCCUCGGAGCGCAGAGGCUGCCCGUACAGCUCCCGUGCCCGGCGGAGCAAUAGUUCUGAGGCCUUGCUUGACCGCUCCAGUCUCCCCGAGGACCCAGGCCCCAGGAACGGGAUGCCCCCCAAAGGAGGGCCUUACAAAAGCUCUGAGACCCUCACUGAUGGCAAGCUGAGGCACAUACACCUGAGCAGUCCUGAGAGGCACUUGGACGGCUCUGUGGAGCAGGGCAACAUGCGGCUGUCCAUGGGUGGGAGAGGAGAAGCAGGGGGAGGGGGUUACAACGAGCUCCUAAUGGAUUACAUCUGGGGGAAGCAACAGAGGAUUCAAGUGCAACACCAGCUGUACCAAUCAACAGGUAGAAUCUGGCAGGACAUUUCCUCUCCUCGAUCGUCCACUGCUGCAGUGCCUCCUCAAGCCAACGGCUUCUCCCUAUCCCAGGUGCAUCUACCCAGUGCUGCACCACCCUACAGCCCCAUGGUGAUCCGUGGCUCCCAGGCUGAGCCUCACAGAGUCAAAGUCACGCGGACCAAGUCCUGUGGACCCUUCAUCCCCCUGCAGCAUGACACCAUCCUGCUCUCUGCCUAUGAGUCUCCCCACCCUGCCCCAAGCUCCACUACCUCCUCCAUUCCCAACCUGCACCCCUACCAGACUGAGCUGUCCGGACCCUCAUUCAAUCACAGGCCUCCCCAGUUCUCUCGCCCAACCCCUGAGGACUCAACGAGGAGUCUACAUAAAGCCCUGGCGCUGGAGGGUCUCAGAGACUGGUACCUGAGGAACGCCCUCGGCUACCCUACUACCACGUCAAAGGGGCAUGAUGCAGGGGUCUCCCGCCUCUCACACCCUCACCCUUUGGUGCACCAGGCUCAGUCUAUACAAGGUGAUCCACUCCAUAGGUCCCAGAUGUCUCAGUCAGCCAGCUUCCAUGGCCACCCACUGCAUGGAAGGUCAAUGGAGUUCUCACUCUAUCAAGAGCCCGUUCAUCCUCAGAUGCAAGACAUGACUCCGAAGGAGCCCAGCGCUGACCCUGGCACGUUGGUCUAAUGUAGCUGAAUCAGUUUUUAAACACAUACUUGCACACACUCACACGCACACGCACGCACACGCACACACACACACACACACACACACACACACACACACACACACACACACACACACACACACACACACACACACACACACACACACACAGAUCCAAACAAUGUAAAAGGAGCUGAUAUAAGGUGACCUCACAAGCUAAAAAAAACACAUUACAACCCAGCAGAAAAAGACUGUAAAGCCGUUCUGAAUGCCCUGUUAUUCUGUAGCUACCGUAUACUGUAUUGUAUUCUAUCGUUGGUCAGACCCAAGCCACAUGUAACAAACAUCCUCCUUGUUUAACCUAACAAAUCUCCCAAGAUAUAAUUUUUUACAGAAUAUAGUAUAUGUAUUCUAAAUUACUAUUUUGUAUCUUAUGAGAUAUAAAGAAUAGAUAUAGAAGAGUUCAUUUAUUGCUCAUUAGUCUUGUGAUUUACAAAAAUAUGUAAUGAACUCAAUUGAUCUAAAAAGUAUUUAGACACCAGUGAAUGUGUAAAUGUACAUGUUUGUAAAGAUGAAUAUAUUACAUCUGUCUUAUCUUUUAAUCUGUCCAUCCAACAUGCAUUGGCUUGCUAUUUCUCAUUUUUGUUAAAUGAAUGGGGACUUACAUUGCAAUAUCGUAGACUGAGGAACAGGAGCUGUGGCUCUGUGUUUAAAACAGAACCCUACCUUUAGUAAAAACAUGAGUUAUUUCUAAUAAUCUGCAAUGCUAACACAAAUCCUUUCAAAGCUAAGUCUUCAAUCAACAAAUGAAAGUAAUGCCUGUUGUUGCCAAAUUGAGUUGUUUCAUGCAAUCAAAUUUUUCUGCAUUUUCUGAGUCCAGCUGCUGAAAUGUCAUAAUAGUAACGUUCAGAUAAACACCUGAGGGCUUUUAGUGGUCUAGGACAGUCGUUUAAUGAACUUUCUAGUCAUUUCCAUUCAUUCAGUUGCGUAACAUGUUUUCCUUCAGAGCACUUUAUGAAUGUCAAAAGCCUUAACCCCUCAAAAGCAAGUAGAACAGUGGGAUGGGACAUUUCCCCCAAGAGAGAACACUUGAAAACCAGAAAAUGGUUGACAGGGUAUCAAGUUUGAGCAAAUAAGAAAAUGUUUGUGGCCCAAUUGGACAUUCAAGAUCAACAAAACCACAUAUUUGGAUCUGUAUGUAUCAUGAUAAUAAGAAAGAUUUGACAAUAAAUUCCUUUUAAAGGGGUCUAACAAGAACAGGGCUAGGGAUGGCACUGCUGAAUGAUGGCAUGAGCAGGCCUUAUGUCAGAACUGUGCUAGUAGGAGAUUCCAUUUCCAAUGUAUCAUGUUGUCAUACGCUACUCCUAGUGUUGGCACAAUGUUAUCAUAAUUAUAAAAAAUAUUUUAAGUCAUUAAUGCCACCACAAUUCAAGAAGGACCCUUUUAUAAGCUUCCCAUGAUACGCUACGUGACCAAAACUAUGUGGACACCUGCUAGUCGAACGUCUCAUUCCAAAAUCAUGGGCAUUAAUAUAUUAAUAGAUUUUGGAACAUUGCUACUGGGACUUUCUCCCGGUCAGCCACAAGUGCAUUAGUGAGGUCGGGCACUGAUGUUGGGCAAUUAGACCUGGCUCGCAGUCGGCGUUCCAAUUCAUCCAAAAGGUGAUCGAUGGGGUUGAGGUCAGGCCUCUGUGCAUACCAGUGAAGUUCUUCCAUUCCAAUCUCGACAAACCACUUCUGUAUGGACCUCGCUUUGUGCACGAGGGCAUUGGCAUGUUGAAACAGGAAAGGGCCUUCCCCAAACUGUUGCCACAAAAUUGGAUGCACAGAAUCGUCUAGAAUGACAUUGUAUGCUGUAGCGGCCCAAACUGUUGCCACAAAAUUGGAUGCACAGAAUCGUCUAGAAUGCCAUUGUAUGCUGUAGCGUUAACUGGAACUAAGGGGCCUAGCCCAAACCGUGAAAAACAGCCCCAGACCAUUAUUCCUCCUCCACCAAUUUUAGUUGGCACUAUGCAUUGGGGCAGGUAGCGUUCUCCUGGCAUCCUCUAAAACCCAGAUUUGUCUGUCGGACUGCCAGAUGGUGAAGCGUGAUUCAUCACUCCAGAGAACGCGUUUCCACUGCUCCAGAGUCCAAUGGUGGCGAGCUUUACAUCGCCCUAGCCGAAGCUUGGCAUUGCGCGUGGUGAUCUUAGGCUUGUAUGCGGCUGCUCAGCCAUGGAAACCCAUUUAAUGAAGCUCCAGACUAACACUUAUUGUGCUGACUUUGCUUCCAGAGGCAGUUUGGAACUCGGUAGUGAGUUUUGCAACCAAGAACAGACGAUGUUUAUGCGCUACGUGCUUUAGCACUCAGCGGUCCCGUUCUGUGAGCUUGUGUGGCCUACCACAUCGCUGCUGAGCUGUUGUUGCUCCUAGACGUUUCCACUUCACAAUAACAGCACUUACAGUUGACCGGGGCAGCUCUAGCAGGGCAGAAAUUUGAUUAACUGACUUGUUGGAAAGGUGGGAUCCUAUGACGGUGCCUCGUUAAAAGUCACUGAGCUCUUCAUUAAGGCCAUUCUACUGCCAAUGUUUGUCAAUGGAGAUUGCAUGACUGUGUGCUUGAUUUUAUACACCUGUCAGUAAUAGUUGUGGCUGAAAUAGCAGAAUCCGCUAAUUUGAAGGGGUGUCCACAUACUUUUGUAAUUAUAAUGUAUGUGCUUGUCUGUUCUUGUGUAUCAUAGGUUCAUGAUUAUACCAUUAUAAAAGUGCAUAAUUAACAAAAAUUAAUGGUAGGAAAGGAAUACCUCUGGAAUAAUAUUGAAAGUGUACGUGUAUUUCUUUAUUGAUCAAUACGAUGCAAACUGUCAUCUGAAAACAAAAAAGUAUGUACGUAGCUAAUAAUGAUCUUUCAUUUUAACUGAGGAUAAUAGACUCAUGAAUGCCAUGGCUUUUCAUCUAUUGGCAUGUUUUACAGCUGAAAAUAUUCCUUUUCUCUCAAGUACCUUUAGUGGAAUGUUAUAUGGUUUUAAGUGUUGCUGUUUUUCCAUUCAAUAGUUAGUGUGUGAAAUUCUUCCAGCUAGUCUAAACCUGAAACUGAUGACCAAACUGCUGUGCAUUGGGGGUCGUAAAUGUAUUUUUCAGGUGAUGUAACUUAUGUCUGUAAAACACAAAUUAAUAUACACUUAGCUCUAAGCAAAUUUAUCCAGAAUAUAUAUUGUAUAUUUAUGAACUUAUAAUAUUUUGUAUCUUUUUGUGAAAUACACUUCUGUCAUAAAGCCCAUACAAUUCUCAGCACCAACAAGAUAAGUGUGGUGUUAAUUGACAUUUACAAAUGUAUUCGUUUUCGAUUUUUGGAGUAAUGCCACAAAUGAGUUCUAUUGAUUGACUGGACUGAGUUGAGACAUAUUUUUUUUCAUCCCAUUACGCUAUGACCAUAUUUCAAAGGGGUGAGACAUACUGUACAUUUUCUGUGUGAGGAGGAUGGGGUGCAUUCAUUGAUCUUUUUUUAAUAAAGUGUAAUCAUGGUUAAUUAAA